AUGGGAUAUGGUGGUAUUUGGGGAAGUCUUAGAGCUAAAGAAACUCAAGUUCGAGAUUGGUUUAUUCAAACACAUAAAAAUGUAUUCAAAUUUGAUGAAAAUAAAUCCGUUGUGACAGCUUCCAAUGAAGCAAUAAAAUCAAUAACUAAUAUCAAAGUACAUUUAAAACACCAUCAUGAAAGCCAAAAGAGAGCAUGUGAGCAUGAAUUAGAUGUUUUAUGUAAUAAGAAUCGCAUAUUGGAUGGAAAAAUUAAAGUUGGAUUACCUUGGCUUUCUAUCUUUCUUGGAAUAUCACGCGAUACCGUUAAACAAAAAUAUAAAAAUCUUAAAGUAUCUUCUGAGUAUGUUAAUUUAAUAUGGAAAGAAGCAGAAAUCACUUUUUCUGAAUCAUGCGUUAAACCAACGGAUAAGUUACUUGAAGAUGUAAAUGAUGCAUUGAACAAGAACACAACUAAAGAAAAAAUGCAAGCACUUCUCAAUAUAACUGAAAAAUAUGGUAGUUUUUAUGCAUGCCGUCUUAUUCUCGGUAAAGCAAGUUUCAAUGAAAAAAAACAUAUUAGUAGCUCAAAUGGAAAUUUUGAUGCUAAACAUACUGAAUUGCAAUUUGGAUUAGAGUUAAAUUCAAAGGUAAACGCAGAUUUAAAACUUGAUAACAAUACAAAAAAUAAAUCAAGAAGUUUUGAUACCUACUCAUAUUCAAGAAAUAAAGAUAUUGGUGAUCGAGAAGAUUAUACUAAAUGGGAUAUAAUCGGAUAUGAUGAUAUCCAUUUAAUAUUUGAUUUAUUGAAUGAUGAUUUACGAAAAAGAGUUUUAGAUGUUUUAGGUCAUCGAAUCUUAUCAGCUGGCACUGUUUCAUUACCGGUUGAUUUUAAUAAUACAAAACCUCUAGUUUGUUCAUUAGAAACUGCGCGAACAAAGAUUGAAAACAUCAAUGAAUGUCAUAUUUUUGUGUCAAUUACGAACGAAAACGACGGAAACGUUAAUAAAGUAUUUUCUUCGCACGUUGAAUAUGCAGAUGAGUAUACCCCUGAAAUCGUUGUUUAUCGGAUUAGACGUAAAAAGAAUAGAUUUAUUCGUGCAAUUCAGCAUAAAAAAGAUAUCAAAAAAAGUUAUUCAUUAAAACUUAAUUGGAUUAUUGUUGGACAGCCAAAAUAUUUUGAUUUUGAUAUGCUAGAUUAUCCAGUAAUAUUGAGAAGCUAUAAUUAUAAUGGUUUUAAAAUGGAAAAUAAUUUUAUACAAAUUCCUAUUGAUAAAGUUCAAGAUUUUAAAAAGGAUAUUUUGAAACUUCGAGAAACCUGCAUAUUGAGUACAUGUGUGUUAAAAACAAGUGCAUUGAAUAACGAUUUAUAUGAUCGGAAAAAAGCAUCUAUCACAUUUGGUACUCAUUAUUCAAGUUCCAAUCAGGCUGUUUGCAUGUUUGCUUACGAUCUUAACGAAAAUAAGAACCUCAUUGAUGAAAGAAUUUUACGAGAAUUGUCAUUGCAUAUUUGUGCCGUUGAAGUAGAUCCUUCCUACAGAACGUUCAAGUUCGGUCAGGCACAGAUUAAAUCGCGUAUAGGGGACAAAUCUAGAGACAUAUAUUAUGGUUUUGAAGAACCAAAGCUUAAAAAUAUUUUUGCUGGAAAUGAAAAUUUAAUAUUGGUGAACCAAAUUCUGGAGUGUCCCGAAAAUUGUAAGGAUCAUGGUACCGUCAAUGUCAAUAUUGAUAAAAUUAUUUAUAAACAAUUCGGCUCGCAACGCAUAGAAGAAAGAGCAAUCGCUUAUCUUAUA
Cetraspora pellucida is the source of this 1770-nucleotide messenger RNA. Lineage: Eukaryota; Fungi; Glomeromycota; Glomeromycetes; Diversisporales; Gigasporaceae. The record is from the annotation of a GenBank genome assembly.